GAGUAAUAGGAACGUGCCCGCAUCUUCUAUGAUGCGCAAAAUAAGUACUCCUUGUUCCACCACUGCCAUUCUCGAUAGAUCCCAUUUUCAACUUUUCAGUUCCUUCGGUGAGAUGAUGUGGAUGAACAGCGUUGAGUUGUCGUUUGUCACAUGAGUGGAAUUCACGAUCGAACUUGAGACUCAGAUCUUCAAGUUUCGUGCGUUUGCCGAUUCUUUUGGACGGACUGGAAACUACCGCUGCUCGCCAAUCGCCUCUUCGUUCGCUGAAACGUCACCAUGGGUAGCGAAUCUGGUAUCACUGCUUCCACGAAGGCAGAACCACGUCUCGAUGCGGCCGCCGUAUUCUACGUUUCUUUCGGCCUGGCAUGGACCAUCAUACUUUUUGGUGCUAUGUUUUAUCUAUGGAGGAAACGACACCUGCCCUCCCUUGCCAUCCGUGGCCUUCCCCUCACCUUUGCUUCUGUCAUCUGCCUUCAUCUCUACUGGAUGCUGGUGCAAGUGUGCAUUGUGAUCGGUCCCAUCGAGCCAGAAGUUGGCGAGUAUUGGGUCAUGGGCACAUGGCUUCCGUGGGGGAUCUCACUCUUCUACGCCGCGAAUGCGCAACUGCUUCAUGUUGCCAAAGUGCAGAAGCGGUUUGCACAUAAUCAGAACGUUAGCGAGAGCACCAUCAUGGAAGAAAGCACGAAUAAAUCACAGAGGUCCAAAUCAUGGUGGAGGACACGCUAUCAGCGAUUCAUGCAAAAGAGCUACGCUUCUCGCGUGUGGAUACUGACAUCCAUCGCAAUGAUUGUCCAAUUUCUCCUCACUCUACUGAUGUACCUGAUUUCCCGCAAGUAUCACGCCAGCUGGGGAAUUCCUGGUACCGAAGUCCACGGAACAGCGAUGGAACGGAAGGUUGAGCAAGGCCGAGGUUGGGAAUGGUGGCCUGGCGUAGCCGUGCAAGUCUUUUGGUCAUGGGUUGUUGCACCCGUCGUGCUUUGGCGUUCGCGUCAUAUCCGUGACACGCACGGAUGGCGUCUCCAGACGAUUGCAUGCUGUGUGUCAGGUAUGCCUGCGACGCCGAUGUGGUUGAUUGCCCUCAAUGUACCAGGUAUGGAGCCAUGCAACCACUAUUUCAUUCCUCCCCAAUGGAUUGCACUCUCUAUCUGGUUCAUUGAGAUUUUCACCGUCUUCGUGCCGGUAUGGGAAGUGAAGAAGCACCAAGGGUUACAGGAAGAGACGCUCGAUGCAAUCGCGCAAUGGGAGUCCAAAGGUCAAAAGAACGUCUCUCUAUCCGAGUUCUCGGGCUCCACUGACGUGGUGUCUCCCAUGUCAGACAGCUUCAAGAAGGCGCCUUCCUGCGAAAUAGCCUUGGACGAUCUCUUCCGCAAGUCCAACGAGAGCUCGCCGGAGAGCCUGUACACGAUGACGGCGCUGAACCGCACGCUCGCCCAUGACCCAGAGCCACUCCGCAUCUUCUCUGCCCUUCGUGACUUCUCGGGAGAAAACAUCGCCUUUCUCACCUCCGUCGCUUCGUGGGAUGCGUUGUGGUCCUCUCACCCUUCUGUCGGGUCUUCAAACUCCGGUAAUGGGGCCGUCAUAGCCGAUGACCUCUUCCGCCGGACCAUGUUUAAGCACGCCGUCUGCAUAUACGCGCGCUUCGUCAGCCAAGCUCACGCCGACGUUCCGGUCAACAUUGUCGGCGGCCACCGUGAGCGCUUGGAUCAAGUGUUUGGCCCCGCUGCGCAGGUGCUGUUCGGUGAGGGCAGAGGCGAAAGCUACAGCGACAUGCCGUUCGAGUAUUUGUUCGGCUCUCCGGCAGAGAAACAGGCGGUUCACGUAAGUUCAAAGGUCAACGACGUGGUAGCACAACGUGUGCAGUGGUGGGGUGACAUCCCCGACGAGUUUGACGCCAACGUGUUUCGCGAUGCCGAGCGCAGCGUAAAGUACCUCGUCCUUACCAACACGUGGCCUAAGUAUGUAAAGGAGAUGAUAGAGCUACGCCGCAAAGAGUCAAAGCCGAUCAGACAGCAGAGGCGAGGUUGGUGGUUUAGGAGAUGAUGCCUUGUAACUCUUGCGCGCCUCAUACGAUUCAGAAGCGCCGUUCUGAUGCUUUGCUAUUGCACCAACAAGUUCGCAGUUUCUCCCACUUUGCGAUGCGUGAUAUUCUAGGUUUACAUCGGUGCAUAUGCAGAUGAUGACAAUAUACCCCAGUAUGCUAGGUCUGAAUGAGGUUCAUACAAUUUCAUUACAGCAGGACUGCCUGAAGCAUGUCUAA
Molecule: messenger RNA, 2257 nt
Organism: Verruconis gallopava
Lineage: Eukaryota; Fungi; Ascomycota; Dothideomycetes; Venturiales; Sympoventuriaceae
Exons: 4
Coding region: 277-2040 (587 amino acids)
Source: RefSeq, a predicted model, not a curated record